AUGCGCCGCCUUGCGUGUGAGCGGCUCUUCGCUGCUGCGACUGCUGUUGUGACUGCCACAGUAAGGCGAAGAUGUGGGUGUGCGAAUGCCUGUAGCCAAAACUCGCGGCCGUAUGAAGUUCUUCGUGGUGAGGGAAGUAACGUCGAGGUGCGAGCAUGGAUCAGAGGUGUUGAGGUGGAGCGCUCAGCGCACGAGCAGCUACUUCAACUCUCACGUAUGGGUGAAAUCAUUCGACACCCCAUUGCCGUCAUGCCGGACGUACACACAGGCCAUGGCGCCACCGUAGGAACUGUCAUCCCGACGACAGGCGCGUUGAUUCCUGCAAGUGUUGGGGUGGACAUUGGCUGUGGCAUGAUCGCGGUGAGGACCACUCUCACCCCGCAAGACCUUCCAGGGUCGCUCACCGAAUUACGAUUGGCCGUUGAGAUCGCCGUCCCACAUGGACGGACGCACAAUGGCAGAAGCGGUCUUGAUGCUGGAAGUUGGCGAGGCGAUAUACCAAAAAAUGUUGCAGCUGUUUGGAAUACACAUUUACGAAAUGAGUUUUAUGAAAUAUGCGCGUCGCACAAGGCGAUUGAGGCCAGCAACCACAUAUCCCAUCUCGGGACGCUUGGUGGUGGAAAUCAUUUCAUUGAACUUUGCGUUGAUGAUGCUGAUGCUACGAAUAACGCCCAAGACCCUCAUGUGUGGGUAAUGCUGCACUCUGGAUCAAGGGGAGUGGGGAAUCGCAUAGGCACCGUUUUUAUUGAGCUUGCCAAGAAGGACAUGGGCAAUCAUAUUUCCAAAUUGCCCAGCGCCGAUCUUGCAUACCUGCGAGAGGGCUCCCCGCACUUUGACCAAUAUGUGAAAGCCGUUGAUUGGGCUCAGCGUUACGCCAAGUGGAACCGAGAAAUUAUGCUACAAAAUGUCCUGCAGGCCAUCCGAAGUUGUAUCCCGCAACCCUUUAGUGUUGACGCAAUGGCUAUCAACUGUCAUCAUAAUUACAUUGAACACGUCGAGUUAGACCCGCAGAAUCACGUUUGGUUGACACGGAAAGGGGCGACUUCCGCACGUGGUGGAGAACUCGCAGUGAUUCCAGGUAGUAUGGGAGCGAAAAGCUACAUUGUGCGUGGGAAAGGCAGCCCGCUCAGUUACUCCUCUUGUUCGCACGGUGCUGGGAGGCGCUACAGCCGUGGAGAGGCAAGGCGACGCUUCACACUUGAAGAUCAUGAGGCAGCCACGGCUGACGUGGAGUGUCGCAAAGAUACCGAUGUACUCGACGAAACUCCUCUGGCGUACAAAAAGAUUGAUGAUGUGAUGCAGGCUCAGGGAGAUCUCGUGGAGGUUGUUUGUACGCUUAAGCAGGUACUUUGCGUGAAGGGGUAA
Molecule: messenger RNA, 1365 nt
Organism: Trypanosoma rangeli
Lineage: Eukaryota; Euglenozoa; Kinetoplastea; Trypanosomatida; Trypanosomatidae
Product: tRNA-splicing ligase RtcB
Exons: 1
Coding region: 1-1365 (454 amino acids)
Biological process (GO): DNA repair; RNA repair; RNA processing
Molecular function (GO): DNA ligase activity; manganese ion binding; RNA ligase activity
Source: RefSeq, a predicted model, not a curated record